AUGAUUUUCUUUCUUUUUUUUCUCCCUCCUCUCUCUCUCUCUGCUACGUUCACAAUGAUUUUCUUUCUCUUUUUGUUCCUCCCUCUCUCUCUCUCUGCUACGUUCACAAUGAUUUUCUUUCUCUUUUUGCUUCUCCCUCCCUCUCUCUCUCUCUGCUACGUUCACAAUGAUUUUCUUUCUCUUUUUGUUCCCCCCUCUCUCUCUCUCUGCUACGUUCACAAUGAUUUUCUUUCUCUUUUUGCUUCUCCCUCCUCUCUCUCUACGUUCUCUGCUACAAUGAUUUUCUUUCUUUUUGCUCCCCCUCUCUCUCUCUCUACCCGUUCUCUUUUCUUUUUGUUCCUCCCUCUCUCUCCCCUUCUCUCUCUCUCUCUCUCUCUCUCUUUGCCACGUUCACAUUGUUUCUUCUUCUUUUCUCUUUUCAAAGAACUUCCCCGCUUCCGUUACAAUAUCUUCUCUCUCACCUUCUCGACCCAUUAUUCCAAUUCUUCUCUCCUCUUUAACUCCCUCCCUCUCACUCUUUUUCCCUUUUUGAAGGUGUUCCUUUCCUCCUCUCUAUCUGUCUUCCCUCUUUCCUUUACCACUUCUUCUCUCUCUCUCUCUCUUAAUUACUUUUCCUUUCCUCUUUUUGUCCAUUAUUCCCCGUUUUCUUUUUUCUUUUUUCUCUUUUUAAAUAUCUUCUCUGUCCUUUUCCUUUCUUUUCUCUUUCUUUUCCUCUUCUCCUUUACCUCUCUCUCUCUCUUUCCACAUCUAUUUCGCCUUCUCUGCAGUUUUCUUUGUUUAUUUAAAGUUAUUCUUUUCACUCCCACUCUUGCUCUCUCUCUCUCUCUAUCUAUCUAUCUAUCUAUCUAUCUAUCUAUCUAUCUCUCUCUCUCUCCUCUCUUCAUUCUAUUUUUCCUUUUUUACUUGCUCUAUUUCUCUCUAGGUUUUUCGUUAUUUUUCUUUCUCUUUUUUAAAUGUCUUUCCGUCUAUCGUCUCUCUUUUUCUCAUGCUCUUCUUUCCCAACCUCUCAUCCUCCUAUCCUUCUUCUUCUUCUUCUUCUUCUUCUUCUUCUUCUUCUUCUUCAUUUUGAGCCUUCUUAGUCUUUUCCCGCCUUUUUUUUAA
Messenger RNA from Acanthosepion pharaonis, 1101 nucleotides. The record is from the annotation of a GenBank genome assembly. NCBI's taxonomy places the organism in Eukaryota, Metazoa, Mollusca, Cephalopoda, Sepiida, Sepiidae.